Blumeria graminis f. sp. triticale is the source of this 396-nucleotide messenger RNA. The record is from the annotation of a GenBank genome assembly. Lineage: Eukaryota; Fungi; Ascomycota; Leotiomycetes; Helotiales; Erysiphaceae.
UCUAACGGGGCCGGAGCUAUCCUACCCGUAUAUCGGACUACGCCAGUUCCUAUUCUGUACCGUGAAUCAGGUCUCCUCCCUCCCGAUUUAGAGCUGGACUCUAAAUCAAAAUUCGCGGCACUGCGCAUCCAACGCCUGGACUCUAAACACCCACUCCGGCAAAGAGCCACAUGGAUCCGGGCACACAAUCCACGAGUCUCCCAUCUUGCGGGCUGGGUUCUCCAAAUUCCGAACACUGAAACAAUCGACCCUCUGAUUCAGCCACUAUGGCUCAAAAGUAAGACACAGAAUAAAAGUGUAAUGCAAAUCACGCACCCUCCCAUUAAUCUCCCUUCUGGCAUCCCUUUUAGAGAUCUAACAGUCUAUACAGAUGGCGCUCGAUCUGAGAUAGCAUAA